UCUCCUGCCCCUCCUUCUCUUCCCUUGGUCUGUCCGUGUGCCUGACAGCCAUGGAAAUUGACAAUCCGAGGGCUGAGCAACCGGCGGCAACCUUACCGACGAAACCCAACUUUCAACCUCUAAAGGCCCACGAAAUCUCAGACGGCCAUGUCCAGUUUCGCAAAGUUACAGUCCCACAGCAUCGGUACACUCCACUGAAGAAAGUAUGGAUGGAAAUCUACAAUCCAAUCUUCGAGCAGAUGAAGAUUGAUAUCCGAAUGAAUCUCAAGAAACGUCGGGUCGAGCUGAAAACCCGAACCGAUACUCCCGACAUCAGCAACCUACAGAAGUGCGCUGAUUUCGUUCAUGCUUUCAUGCUAGGGUUUGAUGUUUGUGAUGCUGUUGCUUUGCUCCGUUUGGAUGAGUUAUAUGUGGAUUCGUUCGAGAUCAAGGAUGUGAAGACUCUAAGAGGUGAGCAUUUGUCUAGGGCUAUUGGUAGAUUGUCUGGGAAAGGAGGAAAGACGAAAUUUGCUAUAGAGAAUUCGACGAAGACUAGGAUAGUAAUUGCAGAUAGCAAGAUACAUAUAUUGGGAUCGUUUUUGAACAUUAAGAUUGCUAGAGAUUCACUUUGUAGUCUCAUUAUGGGGUCUCCUGCUGGUAAGGUUUAUUCCAAGCUCAGAGCUGUUACUGCUCGGGCCGAGAUGCUUUAAUUUU
Messenger RNA from Solanum verrucosum, 693 nucleotides. RefSeq lists its product as uncharacterized. The record is from RefSeq and is a predicted model, not a curated record. Bases 51 to 689 code for a protein of 212 amino acids. Lineage: Eukaryota; Viridiplantae; Streptophyta; Magnoliopsida; Solanales; Solanaceae. Gene Ontology annotation, molecular function: RNA binding. Gene Ontology annotation, cellular component: nucleolus. The transcript has a single exon.